This is a messenger RNA of Rotaria sp. Silwood1, 726 nucleotides long. The record is from the annotation of a GenBank genome assembly. Lineage: Eukaryota; Metazoa; Rotifera; Eurotatoria; Philodinida; Philodinidae.
CCUUUGAAACUUAUUGAUGGUUAUCUCAAUGAACCACUUGCGUCUCUUGAAGAAGCACUUCAACCUUUCAAUGGUCAAAUUGAUCAAUUAUCUUAUUAUAUCAAAGAAGCGAAAACUAAAUGUCACUUUCCAUCAGAACAUAAUCUUACACGUGAUGAAUCAGCUGCUAUCUAUAUUUAUACAAUGAAAUGGUCUAAUAAAUGUCUCUAUGAUCAUUUGCAAGAAGCAUGGAAUUCUCAAGAUCGAUCUAGAAUGAAACCAUGGUAUAAAUAUCUUAGAUUAUUCAAAAGUGCAUUUGAUAAAUUACCUAAUGCAAAAAAAGAAAUUUGGCAAGGAACACCUUUUGAUGAAAGUAUCAUAGAGAAACUAAGCUCAAAAUCACCAACACUCUAUACUUCUAUGGGCUUAUGUUUACAAUCAUCUAAUGAAAUUCAAGACUAUCUUGAGAAAAAUGGUAUUACAAAGAUAAUUCUUAUUGGUUAUGAAUCUGUCAAUGGAAAGUUAAUAGGUGCUUAUUCAGCAAAUCCUUGGAAUGAAGCCUUGCUAUUUCCUGGUAUGAAACUGGGUGUAGCAAGCUAUAACGUGAUUGAUGCUAAUGAUUCAUUAACUCUACAUCUAAAAGGAUUGAAUGAUACUCCUGCACCAGUAAGAAGCAAAACACCAAGACCUGAGAAACACUUCGAAUGUGCAAAUAAUGCUCAUAACCAUUCAUUUUUCAUGCAAUAG